UUGGUAUUAAUUUUCACUCAAACAUUAACUGUAAUUUUAAUUGUUUUUCUAGAAUGGAGCUAUGAUCGAAAUGCUGCUGAUGGUAUGUUUCUCCUUUUCUGCAGUAUCGGCUAAUGCGGCUGACAGCAGACGUUUUCGGAUUCGUGGUGAAUCUGAAACAUUUAAGCGAUGGUUUCGUUUUUCCGUUUACGUGCAGACGUGUUAUCGAUCCUAAAUGAAAAUGGCUCGAGCUGGCACGGUUUGGCCGGUCUUAUCUUUGAGGAUUUUGAUCGCGGAAUACUUUGCAUCCGAAUGAAAGAUCCUGGAUUUACUGAUUUGUGCAAACGUAGUAAAUCCGGAAGCAUUUAUGAAUCCGGAAAAAUCUUUCCAAGUCUAAACCAAGCCUUGAAAGAACCCUAUAUAAAGGACCAGAGAAAAAUCAAUCCCACUCCAACUUUCGCACCCUACUUGCACGAAAAAGUCAUCUUACAUGAUAUUGUCCUUCUAACUCUUCUCUAGGACCUAAAAAGUGGGGUGACAGUUGCUCCGGGAGCCAACAGUCGCCUAUAGACAUUAGCAACACCGCCGCCACGUAUGACUCAAGCCUGGGUAAUUUUACCCUUGUCAACUACGCCAAUACACCAGCUGGUGUUAAUUUUACCGCCAAAAACAGUGGUAAAUCUUUGAAGGUGGCAAUGGACAGCCAUAUAUACAACGUAAGCGGAGGUGGCCUCCCCGGAGUUUUUACCACCGUUCAGUUUCACCUGCACUGGGGAUCAAACAACAACAAAGGAUCGGAACACACUAUGGACGGGCUGAUGUAUCCUGCCGAGGUGUGUUACCUCGAUGACAUGUACUGUGUACAACAACCUUUUCCCUAGGGCAUUCCCCUUAGAAAAUCCUCCCAUUUACUAUGAAGAAGCCGUGGGGACAAGAUCAUGUCCUGUGUGAUGUGAUUUUCCCAAAAUUUUGCAGUUUACUAUAAAAUUUACUGUUUAGCUUUUACUUGUGUGCUACAAAAUAUUAAGUGUUGACUGUUUCGUCGCCAAUGCAAUGAGGAAAGGUGCCUUGAGUCAAGUCAAGCAAAGGGCCGGGGGAAUCAAAAUGAUGGUGACAUAAUGGCCUAAAAUACAUUUUUCAAUUGAACUUGCAGAUCCAUUUUGUCAGCAUGAACACCAAAUACUCCAGCCUCGGUGAUUCCCUAGGUCAUUCAGAUGGUUUGGCCGUGCUGGGUGUUUUUCUUAAGGUAACACAUGUUCAGUCCGGGCCACAACCAGAACUGGAUAUAUGAUGACGUCACCAAAAUUUUUGACGUUUGCCUCUUCAUAAAACCCAUCCACUCCCAGAUUCCUUUUUAAGUGACGUGUCGUAAUGUUCCUGUACACCUAACGUUUUUGUCUGUGAAUCAGUGACGUCUUAUGAGCACGACCAAUCAUCAAGUGGAACCUCCAAGGCAGUGCUUUCACAUGAUAUGAUUUAUUUCGUAAGCUCUAGCUUUUGAGAUCGAUGCCCCCUAUUCUCCCGUAAUCGGACCAUUUUACUGUCCUUCUCCACCCUUUAGCAAUACCUCUCAUAGCACUAUUCAUUUAUUGUUGUUCUAACUUUCAAGAAGUCCGUGACGUGGAUGAAAUCUUAUGAUACGAUCGUUUAUAAAUGAUUCCUCUUCAGGAGUGUCCGGCUUCAUCAUCCAAUAAAUAGUUUUAUUAUACAUUGUAGUCACCAUCUGUCUUCUCAUUGGCUAAAAGCCUACAGUUAAUUCUGGGAAACAGCGCAACCUACAGAUUAUUUACUAAUCUGUACCUAACAGAUUAGUGAAUAAUCUGUAGGUUGCGCGCCCAAUGCAUGAUUUCCAAGAGCAAUGUCAAGUGCACGGACAGCAAUGUCAAGUUCGCGGACAGCGAAGUAAGAAUGGCUUCACGAUUCGCUUCAUCGACCCAGCAAGAAAUUGAGAAAUUACUUGAAGAUAAAGUAUAAUAAAAUAAUUAUUAGAUUCGGUUUUUGUGAUAUCCGGAAUGAUCAAGGUCUCGGUCAAAAGAGUGUUAUCAGCCUCAGCCUUCGGCUUCGGCUGAUAACACUUACCUCGAAUUAUUCCGGAUAUCACAAAAACCUCAUCCAAUAAUUGUUUAUAAACAUUUGUAGUAUAGACUAAGCCGGAGAAGAUAUGUCGGAAGGCUUAAAGCGAAUCAAGGAAACAAAUUUUUUUCAUUGUUUUAUUAUUAUUUCUUUCUAAAUGUUAGGUUGGCUCAAGCGAACAUCGGCACUAUAAAUUGUUCUUGGAUCAUGUCAGCUCUGUGAUUAACAAAGGUGAGGUGUGCAUGGUAUUCUUAACUUUCAAGGAAAAAAACAUCCAUAGAUGUUUAACGCUGUGUUAAAAUGAAUGAAACACGAGCCUUGGUUGGAAAAAUGUAGAUGUGGUAUGGAUGAUACAUAAUAGAUUGUGGAUCAAUUAAAUUCCAUGUAUUUCAGGAAUUGCAGUUUUAUCAUCACAAAAACAUCCAUACUGUAAAUCAUUGUUAAAGAGGUUUUCACAGUUCAUCUUCCGCUACACAGGUGAGAGCGUGAACUUUCCAGCCUUUCCGCUUAUGAAUCUCCUUCCAAUCAACAAGACCAAGUAUUUCCGGUACCCAGGCUCCCUGACAACCCCGCCCUGCAGUGAGGCUGUCACCUGGACGGUUUUCAAAGAUCCUAUCGAGAUAUCGCAGGCUCAGGUAAAAUUUGAAAAAUGUUAUUAUUCAUAAUGAUGACAAUGAUUGUGACUAGAAAUAAACUGAGAUGAAAAGUAUUAGGUGGGCCUCUUUAACGUUUUGUAGAAAACUAUCUUGAGUGUUGUGGCAGAGCUUCCACGAAUUUUAGUGGAUGCGCACACCCUAAGGGAGAAUUGUUCCAUGAAACGUCAACAUUUCCUGGGAAUAUGUCCCUGAAUUAAAACUUCUCGUGUCACAGUGCCAGCCUUAAAACAGGUGAGUCGGUCUAUUUUAGUACAUGUACUUUUUGUGACACGAACCGAUCUCAGUUCUUUUUCCCUUUAUAGCUGGAUGCUCUGCGUUCCAUGAAGAUGAACAGCACCAUGAACAUUGUCGACAAUUACCGCCCCGUUCUCGACCUUGGGAGCCGGAAACUGAAAGCUAGCUUUGACGAGGGUUUGAAACAGGCUGAUCCAACUGCAGCAGGCGUUGUUCUCAAAAUAUCCAACGUCGUCUUGCUGUUGGUGCUCUUCCUGGGAGCAGUUUUCUAG
Porites evermanni is the source of this 3214-nucleotide messenger RNA. The record is from the annotation of a GenBank genome assembly. Lineage: Eukaryota; Metazoa; Cnidaria; Anthozoa; Scleractinia; Poritidae.